AUGAAGAACCUGGACAAGAACUGCAGGAUUUGCGUGGAGUGGCAAGAGCAUUACUACUGGAACCACAUGGCCGACGACAAGAAGCAUUUCUUCAAGCCUAUGGUCGGGGACUUCACUGAAACCAUGAGCAUACCUGCAAGAUUUGCAAAUAACUUCAACGGCCACAUCUCUGAGGUCAUCAGUCUGAAGUCCCCAAGUGGCAAGACAUGGAACAUCGGAGUAGGCAGUGACACCGAUGGAGUAGUCCUCCAGUCUGGCUGGAAGGAGUUCGUCAGCGCUCACAGCAUCGACGAAGGAGACUGCAUGCUCUUCAAGUACACCGGAGUGUCCUCCUUCGAUGUCCUCGUGUUCGAUUCGAGCGGCUGCGAGAAAACAUGGCCCCAUUUUACCCACAACGGCAGCCAUAGCUACGAGAGAAUCGAGAGCUCUGCAGGGCUUGAAGGACCGCGGCUUGGCUGCCGUAGAUUCAAGGGAGGCCAAGACUGCACCUGCACACCGCAGUCGCUGCCAAGCGAUGCCGAUGACGGUGACGGUGAGGAUGAGGAUACUCAUCUGGAGCUGGCGCUUCACAAGAGUACCAGCAGGAGCAUCCCCAAACGCUGCAAACGCAAGCUUUACCGUGAUAUUGAGCAAGUUCAUGGUGAAGUAAAAGAUGAUGCUGAGCUCCACCAUGACGGUGGUGAAAGUGAAAGGACUGCCAAGACCGGGUACUACUUCUGCAAGAACGGGCCGGUCAGCAAAUACCAUCUGACGGAGCAGGAGAGGGAGGAGAUCUCAAGCAUCCGUUUGCCUGUGGAGCCGAGGAACCCGGUGUUCGUGCAGGUGAUGCACCCGACCCAUCUCCGCAGCAUCAAGGCCGGUGUGGUAGGCAUUUCUUCAGAAUUCGCGGACAAGUACCUGGGAACAACCUCAAGGGAUGUCAUCCUUGAGAGAGCCGGCAGCAAGGGGAAGUGGCACGUCCGAUUCAACCGUAACAGGUUCAGCCGUGGCCUCACCGGCCGCGGAUGGAGCGAGUUCGUCGCCUACAAUGGCCUCCUCUGCCACGACGUCUGCCUCUUCGAGCUCAUGAUGAAUGGCAAGCGGCCGCCGACGGUGACCGUGCACGUCCUGCGCAAGUUUGGUUACUGUGUUGGGCUGCUCCUAUCUUCUUCUGCUCCUUUGACUUUAACUUCUGGUGGAGUGUUUGAUCUAGAUAGAAAUCUAUCGCAUUCUGCACAACUGGUUUCAUGA
Miscanthus lutarioriparius is the source of this 1230-nucleotide messenger RNA. NCBI's taxonomy places the organism in Eukaryota, Viridiplantae, Streptophyta, Magnoliopsida, Poales, Poaceae. The record is from the annotation of a GenBank genome assembly.